AUGUCUACAAACUCGAUCAAGAUAUUGGCAAGCGAUGUGGAUCGUCAUCUUGCAGAACUUGUGGCGAAGAGGUUGGGCCAGGCUCUAACGCCCGUAGAUUUCAAAAGAGACUCCAACAAGGAAAUCACCUUUUCCAUCGGCGAGUCCAUCAGAGAUGAAGACAUAUACAUUGUGAUGCAGAUAGGUUCGGGACCGGUGAAUGACAAGGUGUUGGAGUUGCUCAUCAUGAUCAAUGCCUGCAAGACGGCCUCGGCCCGACGGAUCACGGCUGUGCUCCCAAACUUCCCCUACGCCAGGCAGGACCGAAAGGAUAAAAGCAGAGCACCAAUCACUGCAAAGUUGAUGGCCGACAUGUUGACGACGGCGGGAUGCGAUCACGUGAUCACCAUGGACCUCCACGCAGCCCAGAUCCAGGGCUUUUUCGACAUCCCGGUGGAUAACUUGUACGCAGAGCCUUCAGUUGUGAGAUACAUCAAGGAAAACUUGGAUGUGAACAACGCAAUAAUCAUAUCUCCGGAUGCAGGAGGUGCCAAAAGGGCAGCUGGUUUGGCCGAUAGGUUGGACUUGAACUUCGCGUUGAUCCACAAGGAGAGGGCCCGGGCCAAUGAGGUCAGCCGAAUGGUUUUGGUGGGAGAUGUUACCAACAAGCAGUGUAUUAUCGUUGAUGAUAUGGCCGACACUUGUGGCACACUUUCCAAGGCUGCCGAGAUCUUACUGGAUAGUGGUGCUCAGUCGGUGAUUGCCAUUGUCACGCACGGAAUUUUGAGUGGCCACGCCAUCGACAACAUCAACAAAUCUCGCCUCACAAAAGUUGUCUGUACCAACACCGUGCCGUUUGAGAGUAAGAUGAAGCUAUGCCCAAAGUUGGACACCAUCGACAUCUCUGGAGUCUUGGCCGAGGCUAUCAGAAGGUUGCAUAACGGGGAGAGCAUCUCGUUCCUUUUCCGUAACGCACCAUUCUGA
Molecule: messenger RNA, 963 nt
Organism: Brettanomyces bruxellensis
Lineage: Eukaryota; Fungi; Ascomycota; Pichiomycetes; Pichiales; Pichiaceae
Product: ribose-phosphate pyrophosphokinase 1
Exons: 1
Coding region: 1-963 (320 amino acids)
Biological process (GO): 5-phosphoribose 1-diphosphate biosynthetic process; ribonucleoside monophosphate biosynthetic process; purine nucleotide biosynthetic process
Cellular component (GO): ribose phosphate diphosphokinase complex; cytoplasm
Molecular function (GO): ribose phosphate diphosphokinase activity; magnesium ion binding
Source: RefSeq, a predicted model, not a curated record